Messenger RNA from Nematolebias whitei (Rio pearlfish), 1216 nucleotides. RefSeq names its product crystallin, beta B1, like 1 (gene crybb1l1). The transcript is spliced from 6 exons. Gene Ontology annotation, biological process: visual perception; lens development in camera-type eye. Lineage: Eukaryota; Metazoa; Chordata; Actinopteri; Cyprinodontiformes; Rivulidae. Gene Ontology annotation, molecular function: structural constituent of eye lens. The record is from RefSeq and is a predicted model, not a curated record. Bases 71 to 730 code for a protein of 219 amino acids.
CAGGGUCACCCGUUGAGCUGCACACACUCAGUGAGUCUCGGUUCAGACAUCGCACACACAAACAGCAAUCAUGUCCAGUGGAGAUAAGGCCAAGAGCUCUUCCCAGACUGACGGCAAGGCCACUCAGGGCAAGAAGUCUGAGAUGGGAAUGAUGUCCUACAAGAUGUACGUGUUCGACCAGGAGAACUUCCAGGGUCGCAUGAUCGAGAUCACCAACGAGUGCAUGAAUGUGUGUGAGAUGGGCAUGGACCGUGUGCGCUCCCUGCGUGUUGAGUGUGGACCCUUUGUGGGAUUUGAGCAGAUGAACUUCUGCGGCGAGAUGUACAUCCUGGAGAAGGGAGAGUAUCCUCGCUGGGACUCCUGGAGCAACUGCCAGAGGAACGACUACCUGCUGUCCUUCAGGCCCGUCAGGAUGGACCCUGAGAAGCACAAGAUCUGCCUGUACGAGGUGGGAGAGUUCAAGGGCCGCAAGAUGGAGAUCAUGGACGACGACGUCCCCAGCCUGUUCUCCUACGGCUUCACAGACAGAGUGGGCAGCGUGAUCGUCAGCUGUGGAACCUGGGUGGGAUACCAGUUCCCUGGAUACCGUGGCAGUCAGUUCCUGCUGGAGAAGGGCGACUACAGGCACUUCAACGAGUACGGCGCCCGCUGCCCCCAGUUCCAGUCCGUGAGGCGUAUCCGCGACAUGCAGUGGCACCCACACGGCUGCUACACCAUGGCCAGCAAGUGAGGCUCGGGGAAGGAGAGGAAGAGGAAGAGCGGAAGUGAGGGAGAGGGGCGGAGGAAGAGGGAGAGGGGGAGAGACACCUGAGGUCUUUAUCUAACACGGAGCGAGGGUGAGGAUCAUCUCUAGACACCCACCCAGACUACAGACGAGACCGCAGAACGACCAGCCGGACCACCCUCCACCCCUCAUCUUUCUCUUCUUGCCCUCUGAGCUGAGCUUUGCUGUUUCCUCCUCCCCCUCUCCAUUUUCUCCCCUUUUUUAAACCCCUCCCUUCACACCCCUCCACAGUCCACGGAGACCCCAAAAAGGAAGCAACGAUACCUCUUGUUGUUUUACACACACACGAUUCUCGGCUCAGGGUUAUGAUGCACCAUGGGAAACUGAGUUCCCGGAGCUCCCUACGUCCUCCUGCCCCUGUGCUUUACAUCCCUCUCUGCUGUACAGAAUCCUGGCCAAGUUUUCAAUAAAAAGACGAAUCUUGAUUUCAAA